AUGGGGUCCUUGCCAUUCUCUGACCUUGCACUUGAGGGCUCCUCAGGGAUUGUGCUCAGUGUGGAGCGCAUCAUCGAUGUCGCAAAAGAGGUUGUUCACUCCUCCCCCCUCAUCUGUGACUGGGAGCACUGUGGGACGGAGCUGAACAGCUGGAAGACUCUGCAGGAGCAUCUCCACCGGCAUUGUGAGGGGCUGGACCCUGCAACAUCAGCACUGCCUGGUCUCCUUGAGUGCCCACUUCCAAAGUGCUCUGGACGCCUCCAUGACAGCCUGGAGAGCAUUGAGCAACACAUUGACCUCAGCCAUCUCUCAAGGGUGCUCCUCCCUUGUCCCCUGCAAGACUGCCCUCUGACAUUUGGUCGCAAUGCACAAGGGCUCCCUGAGCAUCUCCAGGGUGUCCACAGAGACUGGCUUGACCAGAGGGUUGCAGAGUACUCCCCAGCACUCAGGCCACUCCGGAAGCCUCACCCUCACCUUCCCACAAACCCUAUACCUCUCCCAGACAGCCCCAUCCCAGCGUACAUAUUCACCCCUCCCAUUGUGCACAUCAGGCAGCCCCAGCAGUGGAGAGCACCCACCAGCUCGCAGGUGGCAAGGCGGUGGAAGCGCAUGCACGUGCAGACGAGCCCAGAGGAGGAUGAGGAAGAUGCACCCGUGGGCCCGUUCCCGGAUCUGGCGCCGUUCGAUGCGCGCGAGGCGCUGGCGCCGGGGCUGCUCACUGUGCGGCACAGGCGGAGCGAGCCGGCGCUGCAGCAGUCGCGGCCAUAUAUGUGCGGGGGAGCGCCGGAGCGGGCGGCGGUGAACCCGCCGCAGAGCAUCGGGUACUCGACGUUCGCGGUGCGGUUCGGGGAGCUGGAGAAGGCGGGGAUCAUUGAUGGGAGCGGGGUGUGGCCGGAGGUGAAGGCGGCGGCGGAGGGGCGGUCGGCGGCGGUGCCCGGGGCGGCGGGGGCGGGCCCUGCGUCGAAAAAGGCGGCGGCGCGGUCGCUGUAG
Trametes versicolor FP-101664 SS1 is the source of this 990-nucleotide messenger RNA. RefSeq lists its product as uncharacterized. NCBI's taxonomy places the organism in Eukaryota, Fungi, Basidiomycota, Agaricomycetes, Polyporales, Polyporaceae. The transcript has 4 exons. The record is from RefSeq and is a predicted model, not a curated record. The coding region runs from base 1 to 990 and encodes 329 amino acids.